AUGAAGGGUUCAGGAAAUAUGGGAAAAACGCAAGUAUGGGAAAAACGCAAAUAUCGGAAAAACGCAAAUAUGGAAAAAACGCAAAUAUGGGAACAACGCAAAUAUGGGAACAACGCAAAUAUGGGAACAACGCAAAUAUGGGAACAACGCAAAUAUGGGAACAACGCAAAUAUGGGAACAACGCAAAUAUGGGAAAAACGCAAAUAUGGGAAAAACGCAAAUAUGGGAACAACGCAAAUAUGGGAACAACGCAAAUAUGGGAACAACGAAAAUAUGGGAACAACGAAAAUAUGGGAACAACGAAAAUAUGGGAACAACGAAAAUAUGGGAACAACGAAAAUAUGGGAACAACGAAAAUAUGCGAACAACGAAAAUAUGGGAACAACGAAAAUAUGGGAACAACGAAAAUAUGGGAACAACGAAAAUAUGGGAACAACGAAAAUAUGGGAACAUCGCAAAUAUGGGAACAUCGCAAAUAUGGGAACAGCGCAAAUAUGGGAACAACGCAAAUAUGGGAACAACGCAAAUAUGGCAACAACGCAAAUAUGGGAACAACGCAAAUAUGGGAACAACGCAAAUAUGGGAACAACGCAAAUAUGGGAAAACCGCAAAUAUGGGAAAAACGCAAAUAUGGGAAAAACGCAAAUAUGGGAAAAACGCAAAUAUGGGAAAAACGCAUAUAUGGGAAAUACGCAAAUAUGGGAAAUACGCAAAUAUGGGAAAAACGCAAAUAUGGGAAAAACGAAAAUAUGGGAACAACGCAAAUAUGGGAACAACGCAAAUAUGGGAACAACGCAAAUAUGGGAACAACGCAAAUAUGGGAACAACGCAAAUAUGGGAACAACGCAAAUAUGGGAACAACGCAAAUAUGGGAACAACGCAAAUAUGGGAACAACGCAAACAUGGGAACAACGCAAACAUGGGAAAAACGCAAACAUGGGAAAAACGCAAACAUGGGAAAAACGCAAACAUGGGAAAAACGCAAACAUGGGAAAAACGCAAACAUGGGAAAAACGCAAACAUGGGAUAAACGCAAACAUGGGAAAAACGAAAACAUGGGAAAAACGCAAACAUGGGAAAAACGCAAACAUGGGAAAAACGGAAUCAUGGAAAAAACGCAAUCAUGGAAAAAACGCAAACAUGGGAAAAACGCAAACAUGGGAAAAACGCAAACAUUGGAAAAACGCAAACAUUGGUAAAACGCAAACAUGGGAAAAACGCAAACAUGGAAAAACGCAAAUGUAG
Molecule: messenger RNA, 1245 nt
Organism: Schistocerca piceifrons (Central American locust)
Lineage: Eukaryota; Metazoa; Arthropoda; Insecta; Orthoptera; Acrididae
Exons: 1
Coding region: 1-1245 (414 amino acids)
Source: RefSeq, a predicted model, not a curated record